Opisthorchis viverrini is the source of this 522-nucleotide messenger RNA. RefSeq lists its product as hypothetical. NCBI's taxonomy places the organism in Eukaryota, Metazoa, Platyhelminthes, Trematoda, Opisthorchiida, Opisthorchiidae. The coding region runs from base 1 to 522 and encodes 173 amino acids. The record is from RefSeq and is a predicted model, not a curated record. The transcript is spliced from 4 exons.
AUGCCCUCAACACUGCACGCGGCGUCAGGACAAAUUUCCAGCUACAUAUUUACGCAGAUCGUCACAAGAAGCUGGUCGGGUGGAAUUCAGGUGUCACUGGCUUUUAAUGAAAUAACAAGGUCGAAAAUGUUGGUGAAAUGGUGGAGGAUCAGCGUAACAUUUAUUAUAGUCCUCAUGUUAAUGCACAUCGCCCACAGCAGCGUCAGUCGCUUGAGGAUAGAACUGGAUGCCUUGUUGGAGAAAAAGGAUUUUGUUGAGUAUUUGGACGACUGUGACCUGUUAGAUGAAAUACUGUCUUUCCUUCAACCAAGUUCGUAUGACUGUUUUCCACAGCUUCGUCAUGUGGACGUCAACGAUAAUACCUACUUGCGAAUGAAUGUACUGUUCCCCGAAGCCGCAUUUCAAGCACCAGGAAUAAAUGUGAACUCGGAUUUGGAGUUUACAGGAAUGCUGAAGAACAAGUGUUCUGAAAACCACUAUGUGCUUUACUCAUUUGGAAGGGGCGCAGUCUAUGGUAACUAA